Lemur catta (Ring-tailed lemur) is the source of this 2818-nucleotide messenger RNA. RefSeq names its product phosphofructokinase, platelet (gene PFKP). Bases 448 to 2703 code for a protein of 751 amino acids. Gene Ontology annotation, molecular function: identical protein binding; AMP binding; monosaccharide binding. The transcript is spliced from 23 exons. The record is from RefSeq and is a predicted model, not a curated record. Lineage: Eukaryota; Metazoa; Chordata; Mammalia; Primates; Lemuridae. Gene Ontology annotation, biological process: fructose 6-phosphate metabolic process; fructose 1,6-bisphosphate metabolic process; canonical glycolysis. Gene Ontology annotation, cellular component: 6-phosphofructokinase complex; cytoplasm; membrane.
CAACAGAUUUAUUUCAAGUUCCACCUGACCUCAACCCAAGACACCUGGCCUGGGCAGCCCAGGAGGACUUGGACCGGGGGUACCAGCCCCCGACAGAGUUCCCUUUGUGUUCACACCUCCCCAUCCCAGGGUCACCAGAGAGGAAGUCGCAGGAAGGACCCCGGUGGCAAUAGUACGAGAGGGUCAGACUACCAGAACAAAAUGCAUUAACCCCAGGACAGCUGAAAUGUGACCAAGAACAGCGGCGGAAGUGUCGGGUGAAAGACCCUGAAACUGCCCUUCCUCCCGAGGGGCCUGGACAUGGCCCACUCAGCGCAUUCGCCCAGACCGCGAUAGGGGCCCCUUCGGGUCCUCGCGGUGGCUCCACGGGGCUACAGCCGUCCAAUAAGUUGUCAGCUGCCCAGGGAGGACUUCAGUGGACAGCAAAACCGAGUCUCCCAGACCUGUAUGAACGCCGCCGUCCGCGCCGUGGUGCGCAUGGGAAUAUACGUGGGGGCCAAGGUGUACUUCAUAUGCGAGGGCUACCAAGGCAUGGUCGACGGAGGUACUAAUAUCGUGGAAGCCAACUGGGAAAGUGUCUCUAGCAUCCUCCAAGUGGGCGGGACGAUCAUCGGCAGCGCGCGCUGCAAUGACUUCCGCAGCCGAGAGGGCCGCCUGAAGGCCGCCUGCAACCUGGUGCGGCUGGGCAUCACCAACCUGUGCGUGAUCGGCGGGGACGGCAGCCUCACGGGCGCCAACAUCUUCCGGAAGGAGUGGAGCGGGCUGCUGGAGGAGCUGGCCAAGAACGGCCAGCUCGACCCGGCCGCGGUGCAGGGGCACAUGCACCUCAACGUGGUGGGCAUGGUGGGCUCCAUCGACAACGACUUCUGCGGCACCGACAUGACCAUCGGCACCGACUCCGCCCUGCACAGGAUCAUCGAGGUCGUGGACGCCAUCAUGACGACCGCCCAGAGCCACCAGAGGACCUUCGUUCUCGAGGUCAUGGGGAGGCACUGUGGGUACCUGGCCCUGGUGAGCGCGCUGGCCUGCGGCGCCGACUGGGUGUUCCUCCCGGAGUCCCCGCCCGAGGAGCGCUGGGAGGAGCACCUGUGCCUCAAACUCUCAGAGAACCGUGCCCGGAAGAAAAGGCUCAAUAUCAUCAUUGUGGCCGAAGGAGCCAUUGACAUGAAGAAUAAGCCCAUCACCUCUGAGGAGGUCAAGCAGCUUGUGGUCAGGCAGCUGGGCUACGACACACGCGUGACCAUCCUGGGACACGUGCAGAGAGGAGGGACGCCCUCGGCGUUCGACAGGAUCCUGGCCAGCCGCAUGGGGGUGGCGGCGGUCAUCGCCCUGCUGGAGGCCACCCCCGAGACACCGGCCUGCGUCGUGUCACUGAGCGGGAACCACACCGUGCGCCUGCCGCUGAUGGAGUGCGUGCAGAUGACCCAGGAUGUUCAGAAGGCGAUGGACGAGGGAAGGUUCAAAGACGCCGUGCGGCUCCGCGGGAGGAGCUUCGAGGGCAACCUGAACACCUACAAGCGUCUGGCCAUCAAGCUGCCGGACGACCAGAUCCCAAAGAGCAAUUGCAACGUGGCCGUCAUCAACGUGGGGGCGCCCGCGGCGGGGAUGAACGCGGCCGUGCGCGCGGCCGUGCGUGUGGGCAUCGCCGACGGCCACAGGAUGCUCGCGAUCUACGACGGCUUCGACGGCUUCGCCAAAGGCCAGAUCAAAGAAAUCGGCUGGACUGACGUUGGUGGCUGGACGGGCCAAGGCGGGUCCAUUCUUGGGACAAAACGGGUUCUACCCGGGAAGUACCUGGAGGCGAUCGCCACGCAGAUGCGCACCCACAACAUCCACGCCCUGCUGAUCAUCGGCGGCUUUGAGGCCUACCUGGGACUCCUAGAACUGUCCGCGGCCCGGGAGCAACACGAGGAGUUCUGUGUCCCCAUGGUCAUGGUUCCGGCCACCGUCUCCAACAACGUGCCCGGUUCCGAUUUCAGCAUCGGGGCAGACACGGCUCUGAACACGAUCACGGACACGUGCGACCGCAUCAAGCAGUCGGCCAGCGGGACCAAGCGCCGCGUGUUCAUCAUUGAGACCAUGGGCGGCUACUGCGGCUACCUGGCCAACAUGGGGGGGCUCGCGGCCGGGGCUGACGCCGCCUACAUCUUCGAGGAGCCUUUUGACAUCCGAGACCUGCAGUCCAACGUGGAGCACCUGACAGAGAAGAUGAAGACCACCAUCCAGAGGGGCCUUGUGCUCAGGAACGAGAGCUGCAGCGAGAACUACACGACCGACUUCAUCUACCAGCUGUACUCGGAGGAGGGCAGGGGCGUGUUCGACUGCAGGAAGAACGUGCUGGGCCACAUGCAGCAGGGUGGGGCACCUUCUCCGUUUGACAGAAACUUUGGAACCAAGAUCUCCGCCAGAGCCAUGGAGUGGAUCACCUCGAAACUGAAGGAGUUCAAAGGAAAAAGAUUUGUUACGGACGAUUCUGUCUGUGUGCUGGGAAUAAGCAAAAGAAACGUUCUCUUUCAACCCAUAGCAGAGCUGAAGAAGGAAACGGACUUCGAGCACAGGAUCCCCAAAGAGCAGUGGUGGCUGAAGCUGCGGCCGCUCAUGAAGAUCCUGGCCAAGUACAAGACGAGCUACGACGUGUCGGACGCGGGCCAGAUGGAGCACGUGUAUUACCGCAGCACACACGGGGAGCCCGCCGCCAUCUGACCACGCGUCCCGGGAGGAGGCCUGGAACUCACCGGGGACCGUCCUUUUUUGUAACAUUAAGUUAUUUAUUGGCACUUUAGUACCUAACCCGAGAGCACCCGUCACCCUGUGUCUU